UCAGAUCCUCUCCCCGCCGAGGUCGAGGCUUCUUAUGCCGUCAUAAUCGACGAGAUCCUUCGCGCCAGCGACCUCAACACCAUCUCUGCAAAGCGCAUACGCAAGGGACUACAAGAGCGAAUUGGCCAUGACACGUCGAAUCAAAAGGCACGUCAGUUGCGCGCGCAGCCUGGUUCUCUGCUAACUCCCGCCCAGGAUGCGAUCACCGCCCUCAUCAUGCAGCGCUUCGACAGGUUCAACUCGGACGAAAACGGCACCGCCACCGAGCCGCAAGAGCCUGUACCCACGGUCGAAAACGGAGCGGCCUCGACCUCGGCGACCCCCGAGCAGAAGCGCUCGCCCGACUCGGAAUCAGCGCUCUCCUCGCUCGAAGACGCGGCGCCGCCGCCGAAGAAGGCAAAGAAGAGCAAGGCGACCGAAGACGACGACGCAGCGUUCGCGCGCAAGCUACAAGCGGAGGAGAACGCGCGCAGCGGCCGCGCAACCCGCGGAGGGAACACACGCAAGAAAGCGCCCGCGCCCAAGAAGAAGACCAAGAAGAAGAGCUCCAACCGCGUCAAGGACGAGGACGACAGCGACAUUGCGUCGGGCAGCGACAAGGAGAAGAAGAGCCCCAGCCGGAAAGGAGGAUUCCACAAACCGAUGGCGCUCUCGCCUGCGCUCUCGUCGCUGCUGAACGAAACACAGCUCUCGCGCCCGCAGACGGUCAAGAAGAUCUGGGAGUAUGUCAAGGCGCGCGAGCUGCAGGACCCGAGCGACAAGCGGCAGAUCCGGUGCGACGACGCGAUGCGCGCCGUCUUCAAGCAGGACCGCGUGCACAUGUUCACCAUGAACAAGCUGCUGAACCAGAACCUGUACGCCGUCGACGAGAUCACGACGGCGCCCGCGGCGGUGCAGUCGGGCUCUGAGUAG
Messenger RNA from Didymella exigua CBS 183.55, 912 nucleotides. RefSeq names its product SWIB-domain-containing protein. The annotation marks the transcript as partial. NCBI's taxonomy places the organism in Eukaryota, Fungi, Ascomycota, Dothideomycetes, Pleosporales, Didymellaceae. Gene Ontology annotation, biological process: transcription initiation at RNA polymerase I promoter; nucleolar large rRNA transcription by RNA polymerase I. Gene Ontology annotation, cellular component: nucleus; RNA polymerase I upstream activating factor complex. Gene Ontology annotation, molecular function: RNA polymerase I cis-regulatory region sequence-specific DNA binding. The record is from RefSeq and is a predicted model, not a curated record. The transcript is spliced from 2 exons.